This is a messenger RNA of Diachasmimorpha longicaudata, 1613 nucleotides long. RefSeq lists its product as uncharacterized. The record is from RefSeq and is a predicted model, not a curated record. Gene Ontology annotation, cellular component: nucleus. The coding region runs from base 1 to 1503 and encodes 500 amino acids. NCBI's taxonomy places the organism in Eukaryota, Metazoa, Arthropoda, Insecta, Hymenoptera, Braconidae. The transcript is spliced from 2 exons.
AUGAAUAAAUUUGCAUCUGGAAUUUUCAUCACUCUGAGAGGUUAUCAUGGUAAAGGACGAGGCAGACGUCGAGAGAAUAGAUUCAGGAAGACAAAUCCGGCGGUGACUGAGCAGCAACUUUAUCCUGAUGUUGAUGAGUAUGACCAGCCAAAUGAGCAUGACUUUGACGAUGUGGAGAAAGAUGAGGCUAAUUUCAUGGCGGCCAAUCGAGCAUACACGGAACACAUGAGAGAGAAAUAUCAUGAGAAGGAAAAAGUAAAAGUCCAAAUAAUUGCGAGAAAAUACUUCAAACCCGAUGACCCAAACUUCAUCACGUGGACUGAAAAAAUGCAAAUUAAAUCACUCUAUGCUAAAGAUCCCGUAGAGUGGUCGCCGGAAAGGCUCAGUGAAUCCUUUCCAGCACUUCCGGAUACCAUCCGCAGAAUUCUUCGUGCAAAUUGGCAGCCAAAGAACGCUCAAACUGUCGUCAACUACGACACAAAGGUCAUCGAAAACUGGAACAAAUUCAAAUCGGGAAAUAUAGCUGUCAGUUCGAAACUCGAGGCACAUCUCCAGCAAUUCAAGGGUCGGAAAAUCGAAGUUGCAGAUUUGGAAACAAUUGCUGAGAAAUUCGUGCGGCCAAAGCCAGUAUUCCCCGAGCCCAAAGCCACAUUAUUCAAAUCCAUCGUUCAAGAUUUCAUCCAACCCCUGACAACGACAAAGGACAUUCCCAAAAUUUCUGAUGGAAAUGAAAAUCGAAAGCUCGACUUUUCGAAACUCAACGUUAGGAAAAGUAGAAUGAAUUUUGAUACAUUUGUAAAAACAACUGUUGAAAAAAUUGAUAGUACUGAUAAUUUGAGUUUGGAGGUUCAGUUACUGGUGGGCGAGUAUAAGAAGAAAAAAGACGAGGAGACUUUGGAAAUCUCUGAUAUCGCAGGGGCAGAGGUUGAAGGAAUAACAGUCAACAAUAGAAACGAACGGACCCCCUUUGAAGUUAAAGAAGAUGAAAAAAUCACAAUGCAGGGGAGAAAUAUUUUUAGUGAGGGAGAAUUAUUGGGUGAAUUAUUUAACAAAAGAAAUAGAAAGAUACUAGAGGGCAGAAAGGAACAAAAGAAGGAUGGAAAAAUGGUAAUGGUGAAUAAUAGUUUUCAAAGAAUAUCGAGUAUGACAGCAAAAUUCACUACAGAUGGAGCAGACAAAGAAAAAAAUGUCGAAAUGAGAGAAGAAAACCGUCCGGAAUCUCGACUAGACCUGAAGACUGAAGAAUCUAAAGGGGUGGAAGAGAUAAAACGGGAUAAAAUUAUCCAUAUCGAUGUACCCAAACUGAAUUUAGAACAGGAUAGCUUAGCGACUGGAAUCAUCGAGUGGAAGAAGAAGGAAGUCAGUGGUCUGGAGGAUUAUCCCCAAUUCAUUAAAAUCCCGAAGCACAAGACAAUGAAGCAGAUAACUUUCAAGGUGCAGGAUUGUUAUUAUGAUUGUGAUGGUGAAUUUUUGUACAGAGUUCCUGGUUUGAAGCCGGUGUAGAAUUUUCUUUUUUUUUAUAAAAAUGUACGUAACUUAAUAGCAAUCUCAUUUUAUUGAAUUUUCCUCUUAUUGAAAUAAAGAAUAUACAUGGGGGCGAUUAUUCUAACUUA